UUGUUUGUUCGUUUUAAAGCGAAACACAUGUUGAAUUUAGAAGAGCGUUGAUAAGUCACCACCAAUAGGAAAGAGCGCGUGGGCAAGAGAGACAGCGCAUGCGAUAUAGGUAGAGGAGAGAGGCACGCGCUCGAGGCAGGACUCAGUCAGAGCACAGGGCGACUGCACGGGUCAGAAGCUGAACACUGCUUCAAAACGGCGAUGUCAAGGUCUGCUCUUUUGGUGUGGCUCUUGGCUGUGUCAUGUAUGGACAGCAGAGCAGCAGUGUCAAGCCAGACUCUGCAUGUCAAUGUUGGGGAGAGUGUCAUGUUGCCGUGCCCGUGUUCUGAAGAUACUAAUAAGCUCGUAUGGCAGAUUGGUGAGGAGACAGUCGUGAAUCAUUGUUGUGUGGAUGAUCAUCCACCACACGGAACCUAUGGUGAAAGGACCCAAGUCUUCCUGUUGAAUACAAAAGGAAAUUGCUCACUACUCCUCCAUGAUGUGUCCUUGAUUGAUCAGGAGACAUUUACAUGCUACGUUUUUGAAGGGAAACAUAACGUAAUGAAAAGACAUAAUGUUGGAUUGAAAGUGGAAGAGGCUGUUUCCAUAAUCCAUGAUCCGAGCCCUCGAAAUGGACAGCCUACUCAACAACCUCAUACAGCGUAUGUGGUUGGAGUUCCCUUGUCACUGGUACUGGUAAUCCCGACGGUACUAAUUGUGGUACUUCUUAUCCGAAAGCGUCGGCAGAGAAGACCAAUAAAGGGGGUGAUCUUCGGUCCACAAGCAUUGGCUGAAAUGAACCACACUCCUGUGUGACCUGAUGCAUUUUGGAUGAGGCAAUAAUGAUGAAAUCACCUCACUGUGAAGUUCACUUGCAUAAUGAUCUGAUCACCAACACAGAGCAUUCCAGAUCUGUAGACACAUAUUAUCAGUAGACACACAUUAUUUUAUUUUAUUUUAUUUUUUAUUUUUUUUACUUUGUUGAACUCUGUAAUAUUCCUCUUAGGGCUUUUCACACUUGAAAUAGUUAACCCUGGGCCAUUCUAAUCCCCAGGUAAGCAUAAUCUUCUUUCUAUGCCUCACACUGCUCACGUUUUUUCCGGGGUUAACAGUUAAUCCAGCGUAUUCAUACUCUUUCAUUUCACAUUCUGCAUUCCUAAACUCUGGGUUAACAUUCUAAAUAGCGUAUUUUUACUGUCAGCAACCAUGAAAAAUAUAUAGCACACAACCAGUUUCAAUAACAGCUUUUCUCUUGUCUUGUUGAUAAGUAUCUGGUUUGGCAUCACAAUGCUUCAGAGCAUGGUUUCAUAAAAAGUGUAGCCAACACCACUUCUAAAUUACAAAUGUGAAAAAUUCUUGUACCUGGGGUUAAAAGAAACGAAUGAAGAUAACCUGGGUUCAUGCACAGUGUGAAAAGUCCUCUUGUAUCAAUGUACAUAUAUUUUAACAGUUACAUGCAUUUAAGUGACAGAUACCUGCAUCCAAUGAUACUUAACAGUGUGUCAGAAUCCAAAUUAAAACACAUAGCUGGUAGGCUUCUGAGUGGUGCAAAAGGAAAGAGGUCACUCAAUUGUAAACUGAAAAAUAAAAUUCUGAUAAUGCAGGGUAUGUGGAAGAGGGCAGACAGCUCUAUCCUCAUGCGUCUUGGUGGUAGCACAUGCUAGCGUUCACCUUCUUUGGUUGGUAGCUGUCAUAUUACCGGGAAGUUCCAUCAAAAUGCAGAAACAAAUUUAGAGAUCUUAUAUGUAAUACUUUCCUAUUGUAAGUAUUCAGUUAGGUUUAACGUAUUUUCUGGUCCAGUUCCUUAUUGUUUCCUGUGAUCGUCUUUGCGAGUGCCAUGCUAAGCAAAUUUGCAGCUGACGUUACAGUUAUGAAACAUGCAAGGAGGCAAAUGUUCAGUACAAAGAUUUCACAAUAGCUUGGUAUCGUGAAACUGUACAGUCACUACUAAAACGUUCUCUCUGACAGGAACAAGAUAAUUACUGUGAUGCGGUGACUAAUAAAAUAUUAAUCCAUUGUUUUCCAUUCGGAGAUGAAAGAAUGACUAAAGCCUAUAAAACCAUGAAUAGACUCUAAUGAAAAUGAGGUAACGGAUUACACUCAGUUUCACCAUAGGGUGCAGUAGCUGUGCAUAGAUAGCACUUGCAAGCAUCCGUGUGAAGUGUAAAAUGAGAACUGGGGCAAAUUUUGACCUCGCUGACCUUCCAGGCGUGUGCAGAUGAGGGCCAUGAGACUGUAGUUGUGCUAUAUGGAACAGUGCCAGUGUGUGUCAUGCUGACUGAGAGGACACAAAUAGUUUCAAAGCACAUUUCCUUCUUGCUCUUGUGCAAAUAUGUAGCAGAAGCUUGCUCAGAGUCUUUUGGUGAUGGGGUGGGAUGGGGGUGCCAGUAUUGGAAUGAGCAUGGGGGUAGCCAGUACACAGUUAACUUGAAAAACUAUUAUCAGUGCAUCAAUAAUCAAAUAUAUAAGCUUAAUAUCAUUUUACUAACUGGUGGCACACACGCUUUUUUUACUGGCCAGUUUUAUGUGAAAAUCUUCGCAGCAUAUUUAAUUGCAGAUAUAUUUCGCCCAGUAAUACUCUUUUUGGAAUGUAAGUAAGCUUGGCUUUUUUCUGGCAGAAAGCCCAGAACCGGAAAUUCAAGUAUCAUUGUUGACAACAGAAAUGAGUAGGUUUAACAAGGUGGGAAAGGAAAGCAUUUUUCAGUAGUUAUUAUGUGUAAUUAUUUAUAAUUUCAUUAUACUUUUCUUUAAUUUUAUGCCAUAAAACCUCCCUUCACAGAAACAAACUAGGCAAAUAACAGAUUGAUAUAAGUAACAGAGCAACAACAACAAGUUAAUGAGUGCAAAUAAACUUGUCUAUUCAGUGCUCCACCCUGGACCUCUGUACCAGCUGCUGUAUAAUAGUUUCAAAGGUCCCUGGUUUAUCUCCUGUCUGUAAUCUCUAAAGGAGGUACUUAAUGUGCAGAAGAUUAGCUGGCCACACUGUUUUUUUUAAGUGAAAUUAUUGGACAAUCACAAUUAUAUGCAGUUUGUGUAGCUUUGAUAGAUAACUGAGUUACUGGCAUUACUUGUGUAAUUAAAUCUACACCUAGGCUUGUUUUCUUCUGGUGUGUUUUUAUUGUAAUACUCCCUAUGGGAUAUUUUUCUUCCUUGUAUUUAAUACAAACUCAACACGAAUUUGAAGUGUAUUUUCAUACGCCUGAGUGCUAAUAAACUUUACAGAACUUUUCUAUA
Hemibagrus wyckioides is the source of this 3213-nucleotide messenger RNA. RefSeq lists its product as uncharacterized. Bases 202 to 795 code for a protein of 197 amino acids. Gene Ontology annotation, cellular component: external side of plasma membrane. The transcript has 6 exons. Lineage: Eukaryota; Metazoa; Chordata; Actinopteri; Siluriformes; Bagridae. The record is from RefSeq and is a predicted model, not a curated record. Gene Ontology annotation, biological process: negative regulation of T cell proliferation; T cell costimulation; positive regulation of T cell proliferation.